This is a messenger RNA of Oryzias melastigma (Indian medaka), 3730 nucleotides long. RefSeq names its product solute carrier family 25 member 36-A. The coding region runs from base 397 to 1332 and encodes 311 amino acids. Gene Ontology annotation, molecular function: pyrimidine nucleotide transmembrane transporter activity. Gene Ontology annotation, biological process: pyrimidine nucleotide import into mitochondrion. Lineage: Eukaryota; Metazoa; Chordata; Actinopteri; Beloniformes; Adrianichthyidae. The record is from RefSeq and is a predicted model, not a curated record. The transcript has 7 exons. Gene Ontology annotation, cellular component: mitochondrion.
UCUGUUUCCAGCCUAUGAUUGUACAGUAAAUACUAUGAGCUCUGCCCUCUCCUUCCCCCUUGAUGCAGCGAUGAAAGCGGAGGAGACAAUCAAGUCGAACCCGUUGAUGUGCUAUAUAACCGUUUGCUGAAGCUGAGAUAUUUCAGUGACGGUACCUAAACCCGGCACACUUCCAAAUCCGGGCCAAGAGAGCUGAAGUUACACGGGAGCGGGGUUCGUCGACCCACUGCAGUCUGAAUCACCGGAGUCUCGCCCGUCCUCCCUCUCUCUCUCUGCCUGAUUAGUCGUCGACUUGGUUGGUGGUGUCGACGCUCGCAUCCUCACGGACGCAGGAGGCAGCGGGACGGGGCGAAAACCGACUCUGCCGCAGGCCGAGACGGCAGAGUAUGCUAAAUAAUGAGCCAAAGAGACACACUGGUUCAUUUGUUCGCCGGAGGAUGUGGAGGAACAGUUGGUGCUAUUUUGACUUGUCCUCUGGAGGUGGUGAAGACCAGACUGCAGUCAUCCUCCAUAACUCUGUACAUCUCUGAAGUCCAGCUCAGCGCUGUCAACGGCGCCAGCGUCGCUCGAGUUUCUCCUCCAGGGCCUCUGCACUGUCUCAAGUUAAUCCUCGAGAGAGAAGGACCCCGCUCUCUGUUCAGAGGACUGGGCCCCAACCUCGUGGGUGUGGCACCGUCCAGGGCGAUCUACUUUGCGGCCUAUUCAACAGCCAAAGAGAAGCUGAAUGGCGUGCUGGAGCCAGACUCGACGCAGGUGCACAUGCUGUCUGCGGGGAUGGCAGGGUUCACCGCCAUCACAGCCACCAAUCCCAUCUGGCUGAUCAAAACCCGCCUACAGCUGGAUUCCAGAAACCGAGGCGAGCGACGUAUGAAUGCUUUUGAGUGUAUCCGGCGGGUGUACCAGACGGACGGCCUGCGAGGUUUCUACCGAGGGAUGUCAGCGUCCUAUGCUGGCAUUUCUGAGACUGUAAUUCACUUUGUCAUCUAUGAAAGUAUCAAGCGAAAACUGAUGGAGGCCAAAGCCCACGCCAGCAUGGACGAAGAGGAGGAGUCUGUCAAAGACCCCUCAGACUUUGUUGGGAUGAUGCUUGCUGCAGCCACCUCAAAGACCUGCGCCACCUCCAUCGCCUAUCCUCACGAAGUGAUCCGCACACGACUACGAGAGGAAGGCAGCAAGUAUCGCUCCUUUUUCCACACUCUGCUGACGGUACCGAAGGAGGAGGGAUACCGAGCUCUGUACCGCGGCCUAACCACACACCUCGUCAGACAGAUUCCCAACACAGCUAUCAUGAUGUGCACGUACGAGGUGGUGGUCUACCUGCUCGGCCAUUAGCCCCGCCGUCAUCAUCAUCUCCUUCCCACCGGAGGAGGGAGGGGGUGACAGCAAACUGAGGAGGAGGCCCAGAGCCGUGGGUUUGAAAUGUGAAAAUGAAGACCAAAGGAAACCUGAAGACGUGCUAGCGGACCAGAAAAAGACAAACAGGAAUUUGGGACUGCUAGUUAGUACCUUAACGAGUUUGGCAUGUUGGACAUCUGAGCGGGCUGACGGCGGCUCAGAGAGGUGAAGAACUGCCGACUGGAGCGACGUGGAUGCAGUGCGACACCGUUUGGAGCGAUUAGAGACAAAAAGUCAGACUUCUUUGAACUGAAGUGGUUAGUUUGAAGCCAUCCGAAGAUUUUAAUUUAGCAAUUGUCCCCCAUGGUUCAUACAUUGGGAAGGAAGCAACCUGACGAGAGGACAGAGAUUGUGUGAUUUCAGGAAUGUUCAGAUUCAGGGUGAAUGUCAGAGAGAAGUCCAGUGUGAGUUUUAGUACAUCACCUCUUCUUUGCACUACACAAAAACUAGUUUCAGCCAGUCUCCUCUGAACGCUGCCUUGUUGCAUAUGGAAAAGCAGUGCAGUUACAAAGCUGACCCCAGUCCGCGGGUUCUUCCUCCCUCACUCGAGGCCCAGCGGUGACGUGGCUGGGCUGAAGCUCGUCUUUUGCUUUGACUUCUAUUUAGAAGACCACCUUCAGCUCAGCCUGCAAGUCACUGCUCAGGACAAAACUGAGCAUGCGUGUGUGAGCACGCGUUAAUCGAGUUGGAACCGCACCCGGAAGGUACCAACAAGUUCUCCUACAAGUAUUGCUACUGUAAUAUAAUGUGACAGUUUGGAGGAAUUGUUGUAGAGGAGGAGUCUGGAGUUUUCUCACCUACAGUGUGUGUUUGUGUGCGAGUGUUUAACGAGUCGGAGGAUCCAAUUGUGUUGAAGUAUGUGUGCAUUUUCAGUCAGAAGUGUCUACUUCAUCCACUAACUGCAGUUUGAAGUGUGAAGAGGCUCCGGUGUGAAAUUGGGAGUUUUCUCACUCUUGCCAGUCCUUCCUUCCUUCCUCCUUUCCUUCCCUCCGUCCUUCUUUCCUUCCAGUGGCUUCCAACUGACCCGUUAACAUGCACUUUUGUGGCCUUUUAGGGUUUGUGCUUUGCUUUUUAUUGUGUGGACAAAUUAAACUUGUACAUUGUAAGAGAAAAAAAAAGUAUUACUGUAUUUCAAAAAUUGUAUUUUGCGCAACUGUUCUUUUAUCAGAUAUCUGUACAGUUUAGAGAUCCUAAUUAUUGUGAAGGGCGCCCUGACGCGUCCAUACGUUGUUGUGGAAAUACAUAUCAGCAUUUCUUUUUCUCUUCUGAGAACCAGUUCUGAUCAUGCUGUAGUUUUUACAUCUGCAAAAGUGUUUGUUUUUAUUUGUGUGCAAUUGAAACUGGUUUCUACAUUGACUGUUGGCAGAAUUAUUGACUUUUUUGUUUGUUUGUUCUCCUGUAAUGUAUGUUUCAAAACGCACAAAUGUAGGGGUGCUUACAAAGUCAUGGAUGUAAGCAUUUGUGACGGAGCAUUAGUUAUAUUUCUACAGGCAUAAAACUGGUUUCAAUUUGCAAAAAUAGGAUUUUUUUUUGUUUCAGUUGAACAGUUGUGUUUACAUGAUUCCCCAUUUUAUUCCAAAUAUGUAUUUUUUUUAUUUUCAGUCUGAGAGUUCAGGAGCAAAAGUUGACUUUUCUGCAACAAAAUCUGUCUUGUAGCUGCUUUGGAAAGGUAAAACUGAACAACAUGCUUCUAGAAAAGUAUUGGAUUUUUUAUUCACAUAUUGGAAAAGUGUUUUUUUUUUUUUUUGUGCACGUUUUAUUUCAUUAAAAUCCAUCAGAAUACGUGAUUAGACUUUAUUUCCAAAUUGUCCAUUUUAGACAUAAUCCAUAUUAUUUUAAAAAUAUCUGAAUCGUUUAGUAAGAUAAAGAUUCCUUCCUCUACAGUAGCUGCUGUUUUACCACUGUGAAAGUUCUCCAUCUCUCAUUUUGACCCAGUUUCACUUCACAGAAAACCCCUUUUUGCUUUUAACUUGUGACACUGAAUUUCAUUUUUUAGACCUCCCAAUACUUUGCUUUUGCCAAAAAAAAGGAAGAAAAGUCAUUUUCCUACAAAACACUAAAGGUUUCUGUAUGUGUUCAUUAGUUCAACAGGUCAGAUGACCGAAGCGUGAAAUGAAGCGGUUCAAACAUUUGGCUUUACGCUGUACCUCUCAUCUCAGUGUUCUUGCAAAUGUGUGCAUUGUGCUCUGUACGCUUGGAUAGAAUGCAGUUCAAACAGGUUGAAUGAGACCUGAACUUUUGUUAUUUUUUGCUCACAAUGUUUUUUUUUUUGUGUGUUCUGUCUUUUUUUUUUUUUUUAAGCAAAAUAAAUAAAAUUUAUUUGAAACUAAAAUUA